AGACGAACAGACAGAGAGAGAGGAUUAAAGAAUGAAAGCAGAGGAUUAACCACUUGUCUGUCCACCCCUCCGUCCACCUGUCUGUCUGCAGAUAUGUCUUCUUCUCCUUCAGACUCCCAUCGUUCCCAGUUUGUCUCCCUCACUUUGAGGCUGAAGGAUAAGCUCCACCCGCCUCGGAUUAGACAGACUGAGCGAAUCAAACACGCCCCAACACAGAGAGUCAAACCGGCAGACCUGCAGCUCCAGGACCCACAGGAUGAGUCGCUCCUCGUCCUCUCUGAACGCCAACGGGCAGUGGUCAGCUCUCUGCAGUACUUCAAAGCCCUGGUGGACCGACUAGGAGUGGACCGACCCGGACCGGACAAACUGGUCCAGAACCGGUCCGUGGUGGGCGGGCUGCUGGGCGGGGCCUCCGGUCGGGUCCUGGAGUCGGUCCAGUCUCUGGUCCAGCUGGAGCCGCGCCUCCGCAGCAGUCGGACCGUCUCCUCCUGUCUCCGUCGUCUCUACGAGUCUCUGGCGCAGCUGAUUGGCUGGGCGGAUCAGGUGAUGCUGCAGGGGGUAACCUGUGGCAACAAGGAGACGGUUACCAGCGUUACCACGGUGAUCCGAGCCGUUCUGGACCGAGCCAAGGAGCUCGUUCGAUUGGUUAAAGAGAGACAAGAAAACUCCGCCCCUGUGUCUCCCGUCCAAUCACAACCCUCAGAGUUGGAAGAACACAAGACAUCAAACCUGUCAAACUGCAGACGACCUGAAGAGGAGGUUUUAGCCCCGCCCAAACCACCCAUGCCCCCCAUGGAGACCCCCCUACAGGGAUCUGGUCCUCCGGCUCUGCCCCCAAAGAAGCGCCACUCCUUAAUCCCUGCCCCCUGCAGGGUUGCUAUAGUAGCACCAAUGAUACGAGAGCCUGAAGUUGAUAGACAGGAAGUUGAUGAAGAGUCACUGAAAAGAUUUUCAUCUUCAUCAACAGAAUCCAGCGCACAAUAUGAGGAGGAUCCAGAUUAUGAUUUCCUGCGUACAGACCUGUCCUUCUCGGAGCCCCUCCCCCCUCUGCUUCCCCACCCCUUGGCCCCGCCCACUCUGCCAGAGAAGAGACAUUGUAGCACUGUAGGAAUAUCCAGUCCUCAUGCCCCGCCUUCUUUUGAGUUUGAGCCCAUCUGUCCACUCCCAGACCCCACCCCCAGUGCUGAGUACCCUGCGUCCCCCAGUCAGAGCCCGCCACCCCUCCCACAGAAGCGUAAACACAUCCAUCAGUACAUGCUGGUCCUGCCCUCCUCCUACAGUUCAGAGUCCACCGCCCACUUCUACCAGCGACCUCCCACCUUCCAGCGCUCCAGCAGCCGCCAGCACCAGGUAGACCUGACCUACCAGCACCAGGUGGACAUGACCAACCAGCACCAGGUGGACCUGACCUACCAGCACCAGGUGGACAUGACCAACCAGCACCAGGUGGACCUGACCUACCAGCACCAGGUGGACCUGACCAACCAGCACCAGGUGGACAUGACCAACCAGCACCAGGUGGACCUGACCUACCAGCACCAGGUGGACCUGACCAACCAGCACCAGGUGGACCUGACCAACCAGCACCAGGUGGACCUGACCAACCAGCACCAGGUGGACCUGACCAACCAGCUGACACACAUGCACCUGGACUGGGACUCUGCCCACUCACUGGGACUGCCUCCUGCUCCUGCUCUACCACCAAAGAAGAGGCUCCAGGAGGAAGAUCCAACAAAGAGUUCAAAGAGUCACCAACAGGAGGGGUCAAAGGGCAGCAGGAAAGGGGAGGAGCAAGGGGAGGAGCAGGAGGAGGAGCUGGAGGAGGAGCAGGAGGAGGUGUUACUGACAGAGCGGCAGCAGAUCCUCCUCAGACUGACCCUGAAGACAGAGGAGGAGGAGGGGCCGGACGUGAAGGCAGCGUCUCCGGACAUCCUAUUGGUCUACGCCACAGAGAUGGACAGCAGCACAGAACAGGAGGAGUUCCGGGAGGCCUUCCUCUUCACCUACAGAAGCUUCAUCAGCACCAGUGAUGUCAUCAAAAAACUCCGCCUCAGAUACAGUCACCUGCAGAGAGAUCCUGCCCACCUGAAGGCCGCCAUGAACACCUUCCACCUGCUGGUGCGAGUGGUGGACGAGCUGAGUUCGACAGAGCUGGACUGUGAUUUGCUGCUGCUGCUGACUGACCUGGUGUCCCACCUCCUGAUUGGUGGAGAGCUGGCCCUGGCCCACCUGCUGCGCUCCAACAUCCUGUCCAAGAUGGAGGGCAGGUGGAAGCUGAUUGGCUCUCCGCAGUCUCUCCGCCCCCUGGCCGCUAGGGGCGUAGCUGCCAGACCUGGGACUCUACUGGACUUCAGGAGUCAGGACUUGGCAGAACAGCUGACGCUCCUGGACUCAGAACUGUUCUACAAGAUCGAGCUCCCAGAGGUGCUCAUGUGGUCUAAGGAGCAGAAUGAGGAGCAGAGUCCAAACCUGACCAACUUCACUGAACACUUCAACAGUGUCUCCUUCUGGGUGCGUUCAGUCAUCAUCCUUCAGGACAAACCUCAGGACAGAGAGAAACUUCUGCUCAAGUUCCUGAAAGUCAUGAAGCACCUGCGGAAGCUGAAUAACUUUAACUCAUACCUGUCCAUCCUGUCGGCGCUGGACUCCGCCCCUUUGCGUCGUCUAGACUGGCAGAAAAACACGUCUGAGGCGCUGGAGGAGUUCAGCUCUUUGAUUGACAGCUCAUCGUCCUUCAGAGCCUACAGAGCAGCUCUGGCCGAGGUGGAGCCGCCCUGCAUCCCAUACCUUGGUCUGAUCCUUCAGGACUUGACCUUUGUCCACUUGGGGAAUCCAGACACACUGACCACAGCUCAGGGUUCAAAGGUCAACUUUUCGAAGCGCAUGCAGCAGUUUAACAUCCUGGACACCCUGAGGAGCUACCAGCAAGUUCAUUACUCUCUGCAGCCUAAUGAUGACAUCAUUUCCUUUUUCAACGACUUCAGCGACCACCUGGCGGAGGAGGCAUUAUGGGAACUCUCCCUUAGGCUCCGCCCAAGGAAUGUCCCACGAGCCAAUCAGAGAUGACCAUUAAACCAAGCCAGUAACUGCGGUAACCCGAUGCUAACAAGCAGAUGGACGAAGCUGGUGCUAACCUGAUGCAAACUAAUGGCAGAGCGAUGCUAAGGCUGUUAGCCAUCCAGUGCUAACCUGGACUGUUGUGUGAUCUGGUUGAUCUAGUUCUAUGUUUUUUGUUCUCUGGUCAAUUCAGUUCAGUCUGUCAUCUGAAAUAAACUGGACUCACUGUG
Sphaeramia orbicularis (orbiculate cardinalfish) is the source of this 3287-nucleotide messenger RNA. RefSeq names its product rap guanine nucleotide exchange factor 1-like. The transcript is spliced from 23 exons. Gene Ontology annotation, cellular component: plasma membrane. The record is from RefSeq and is a predicted model, not a curated record. Gene Ontology annotation, molecular function: guanyl-nucleotide exchange factor activity. Lineage: Eukaryota; Metazoa; Chordata; Actinopteri; Kurtiformes; Apogonidae. Gene Ontology annotation, biological process: Ras protein signal transduction. Bases 94 to 3066 code for a protein of 990 amino acids.